Pungitius pungitius (ninespine stickleback) is the source of this 1561-nucleotide messenger RNA. RefSeq names its product delta(4)-desaturase, sphingolipid 1 (gene degs1). Lineage: Eukaryota; Metazoa; Chordata; Actinopteri; Perciformes; Gasterosteidae. The transcript is spliced from 3 exons. The record is from RefSeq and is a predicted model, not a curated record. Gene Ontology annotation, biological process: ceramide biosynthetic process. Gene Ontology annotation, cellular component: membrane. Bases 150 to 1121 code for a protein of 323 amino acids. Gene Ontology annotation, molecular function: sphingolipid delta-4 desaturase activity.
GAGUGGGCGGAGCAUCCUUUUCAGGUCAGCAGGGUGGACCCAGUCUGAGGAGAUAGGAGAGGACCCUUUUCAACGAUUUUGUAAUAUUUAACUUUAUUUACUUAUUUGUCGCUGAAAGUUGUUUAAAACGAAAACGUGAGAUUAAAUAGAUGGGGAACCGGGUGGCGCGAGAGGACUACGAAUGGGUCUAUACGGACCAGCCGCACGCCGACAGGAGGAAGGAAAUACUCGCCAAAUACCCAGAAAUCAAGUCGUUGAUGGGUCCUGACCCGAGGCUGAAAUGGAUCGUGUGCAUGAUGGUAGCUGUUCAGUUUCUAGCCUUCUACCUGAUCAAAGACUUGGAGUGGAAAUGGGUUUUGUUUUGGACUUAUGCCUUUGGCAGCUGUAUCAACCACUCCAUGACGCUUGCCAUCCACGAGAUCUCGCACAACACGGCCUUCGGAAACAACAAAGCAAUGUGGAAUCGCUACUUUGCCAUUUUUGCCAACCUGCCCAUUGGCCUGCCCUACUCUGCCUCUUUCAAGCGCUAUCACCUGGACCAUCACCGCUACCUGGGGGGCGACGGGGUGGAUGUAGACAUCCCCACUGAGUUUGAAGGGUGGUUCUUUUGCACACGCGUCCGCAAAUUCAUCUGGAUUAUUCUGCAGCCGCUGUUCUACGCUAUUCGGCCCCUGUGGAUCAACCCCAAACCCAUCACUCAGCUGGAGGUGACCAACGUGGUCGUUCAGCUCACCUUUGACGUCCUGCUGUGCUGGCUGUGGGGGGCCAAGCCUGUGUUCUACAUGCUGGCUGGCUCCAUGCUGGGGAUGGGCAUGCACCCCAUCUCUGGCCAUUUCAUAGCAGAGCACUACAUGUUCCUCAAGGGCCACGAGACCUACUCCUACUACGGCUCCCUUAACCUGCUCACCUUCAACGUGGGCUACCACAACGAGCACCACGACUUCCCCAGCAUCCCAGGGCGCAGGCUUCCCCUGGUGAAGAAAAUCGCAGCGGAGUAUUACGAUGACCUGCCUCAGUACACAUCUUGGAUGAAGGUUCUGUAUGACUUCAUCAUGGACGAUGCACUGAGCCCUUUCUCUCGGGUGAAGAGGAAGCUGAAGGGAGACAUCAAACAGGAGUAACUUCACCCCAAAAACACCCCCAUUGUCCAUCAUUUCACAGCUUUUUGCAACAAACCCAUUCAGCGAGGGGGGAGAAAGGGUGGGAAUUGUGAGUGCCUUUCCUCUGCAGAAAAUAGCUUUGCUUUGUCUCCAUGGUAACUCGUCCAAUACUUUGGUUUUAAACUAACCCAAAUAUCUACUGAAGGCAUUCGUGUGGGGGCCACAGCUGGUGUACUAAUACUAGUGCUCUUCAACAUGUCUGAGGCCACAACGUGUUUUUUCCCACACGGCGUAAUGUGUAAAGGAAUCACUGGCAAACAACAAUAAAAUAUCAACACACGCUUCAACAAUUUGAAUUAGUCCUCAGCAGCUCAAAUGAGUCAAGUUGAGUUUUAAAAUAUAAUUAUCAUUGGCUCCGCUGGAUGAAAAAUCAACAUUUUUCAUGUAUUUCAACAAACCUU